Molecule: messenger RNA, 824 nt
Organism: Drosophila eugracilis
Lineage: Eukaryota; Metazoa; Arthropoda; Insecta; Diptera; Drosophilidae
Product: caltractin
Exons: 1
Coding region: 92-652 (186 amino acids)
Biological process (GO): mitotic cell cycle; centriole replication
Cellular component (GO): centrosome; centriole
Molecular function (GO): calcium ion binding
Source: RefSeq, a predicted model, not a curated record
UGUAUACAGUAUACAUUCACACUCUCAUAGUGUUGUUCUCGAUAAAGCGAUAUUUUUGUCGACUUUUAGUUUAAAUAAUUUCUCGAUUGCCAUGGCGGGCAAACGUUUAGACAGCUUGACAUCCACUGCAAGUGUGAUGCAAUCGACCGGAUCGAUCGCCAGUAAGGGUAAAAAACCGAAGAAAAAUAAGCUGCCUACCUUUGACCUUUCGCUGUCGCAAAAGGUGGACAUUAAGAAGGCCUUCGAUUUAUUCGAUACCCAAUGCACAGGCUUCAUCGAAACCAAGGAACUGCGUGUGGCUAUUCGCGCUUUGGGAUUCGAACCGAAAAAGGAGGAUAUUAAGCGUAUGAUGGAUGAAAUCGAUAAGGACAAGACGGGCAGGAUUGCCUUUAACGAUUUCCUAUAUCUGAUGCGCCUAAAAAUGGCCGAAAAGGACUCCAAUCAGGAUAUGAUGAAGGCCUUCUCAUUUUUCGAUGACGAUCGCACUGGUUGCAUUACAUUUGAAAACCUGAAGCGCGUCGCCAAGGAGCUGGGCGAACAACUUACCGACGAGGAACUGCAGGAAAUGAUUGAUGAGGCCGACGUUAAUGGUAAUGGCGAGAUUACUAAAGACGAGUUUCUCAAUUUCAUCAAGAAAACUAAUUUGAUCUAGUCCCAUUUUAUUUUAAAUUGUAUUUCCCACUUUGUUUUUGCUAACGGGGAAACGACGUUGUUGAUUUACUCAUUUCAGGCACUCCCAACUUCAUCUUGACACUGACAUCAGUAUAGUAUUUUGAAGAAGUUUGGAUAUGCUUCGGUUUAAUAAAGCAACGCACUGAACUGCA